UUUACGGUACGGUAAUAAAAAUGUUGGCCGCUCGAAGAUUAUUACGAGAGCCGCGGAUUUCCGGCACUUUAAGUUGGUCCCGAUGGAGUAGCGAUGCCGCCAAGGCCACCACAGAAGCUUCUGUCCACGCGGACAACGCGGAGAAGCGUCAGCAGCUCCUUAACGAAUUGGCAGAGCCCGUCGACCAGAGAAGCCGCCCUGCUAUUGAUCCCAAGGAAACAAGUGUUAUGCUCUUUCCCGGUCAAGGAACCCAGUAUGUGGGCAUGGGCAAGGACCUCCUCCGUUUUCCUGGAGCCCGCCGCAUUUUCGAGCUCGCCAAUGAAGUGCUUAAGUACGAUCUUCUCAAGAUCUGCCUAGAGGGACCACGUGAGAAAAUAAAUCGUACGGAGCACGCUCAGCUGGCUGUAAUGGUGUCUUCGCUGGCGGCACUGGAACAAUUGCGCGAGGAACGGCCCAAGGCCAUUGAAACGUGUGUGGCCGCCGCCGGCUUCAGUCUGGGCGAAAUUACCGCUUUGGUGUAUGCGGAUGCCCUGCCAUUCGACAAAGCCUUGAGAUUAGUUCAGGUGCGGGCAACUGCCAUGCAGGCAGCUUGUGACCAGGCAGUUGGAGCCAUGGCAAUGACCCUUUACGGACCAGAUACCAAUCUGGGAGAGGCUUGUGCCCGGGCACAACAAUGGUGUCUGGACAAGGGUGUGGAAUCGCCGUACUGUGGCAUCGCUAAUUAUAUGUAUCCGCACUGUAAGGUGGUAGCUGGCAACGUCGAGGCCCUCGAGUUCCUGGAACAAAAUGCUAAAGCCCUCAAGAUCCGGAGGAUGAAGAGAAUAGCCGUGAGCGGCGCCUUCCACACUCCGCUAAUGCAGAGCGCCGUGGAGCCCUUUACCAAAGCCCUAAAGUCGGUUCGCCUGCAAGAUCCCGUCAUAAGAGUUUACUCCAAUGUAGAUGGCAAACCCUAUCGCCAUGCCAAACACAUUCUCACACAGCUGCCCAAGCAAAUCGUGCGCCCCGUCAAGUGGGAACAGACUCUGCACGAGAUGUACGAACGCAAGCAGGGCGUCGACUUUCCGCGCACCUUCGAAUGUGGUCCUGGCAAGGGACUUGUCCAGGUCCUAGAGAAAGUUAACGCCAAGGCUGCCCAAUCCAGUGUAAAUGUUAUAGCUUAAUUUUGUAAAUAUACUCAGUUGGCUUUUAUAAAAAUGUAUAUUUUCUCGACUAAAGAAAACAAAAAAGUGGGAGUUAGUGGC
This is a messenger RNA of Drosophila eugracilis, 1241 nucleotides long. RefSeq names its product probable malonyl-CoA-acyl carrier protein transacylase, mitochondrial (gene beg). Gene Ontology annotation, molecular function: transferase activity. The transcript has a single exon. NCBI's taxonomy places the organism in Eukaryota, Metazoa, Arthropoda, Insecta, Diptera, Drosophilidae. Bases 21 to 1160 code for a protein of 379 amino acids. The record is from RefSeq and is a predicted model, not a curated record.